Messenger RNA from Salvia miltiorrhiza (redroot sage), 1475 nucleotides. RefSeq names its product molybdenum cofactor sulfurase-like. The record is from RefSeq and is a predicted model, not a curated record. The transcript has 5 exons. NCBI's taxonomy places the organism in Eukaryota, Viridiplantae, Streptophyta, Magnoliopsida, Lamiales, Lamiaceae. Bases 1056 to 1475 code for a protein of 139 amino acids.
UGAACCGUUAUGUAUAAGAGUCAUUUACAACGGUUUUUGAACCGUUAUGUAUGAGCGUCUCUAAAAACUGUUAUGUAUAAUUUUUUUUAUUAAUUUUUUUAAAAUAAUUUUCUACAUUCUUAUAUUAUAUUAAAAAAUAACAAAUAAAUUAUUUAUCCUAAAAUUUGAAUUUAUUCCUAGAUAUAGACUUUGAAAAAUAAAAAAUUCAUAACAUUUUUUUUAUUUUAUCAACACUUAUAUAAAAUGUAAAUUAAAAAUCUAAAUUAGAAAUCUAAAUACCAAAAAUUGAAUAUUAAAAGUGAAAAAAAGAAAAAAAGAAAAAAAUUUAGGAAAUUUAGAAAUUAACCCCCCCCCCCCAAACUAGAAGCCCUAGUUUUGUUCGUCCUCUCCUCCCUGUCUCUCUCGACUCUCUCUCUCCCCUCUCGACUCCGCCGCCGGCGCCGCUGCCCCGAGCCAGCCCGUCGCCGCCCACCCUUGUCGCGCUGCGUCGCGCCGCUGCCGCCCACCCUCGCUGCGUCUCAUCUCCUCCCCAAAUCUCUCUCUCUCUUCGCGAUCUCUCCCUCUUUGAGAGAUAGUCGCCGCCGCUGCCGAGGCAAGUUCCGGCCAUAGAAGCACGCCGGUAAUUACUCUUCGCGCCGCUACGCUGCUGCGGACUAGGGUUUUUGCUUCUACCGAGAAUGCUUUUUUGAAGCAGCCUAAGGUGUUUCUUUGGUGAGUUUGUGUUUGCGUAAUGUUAGAUUUGUUGUAGAGGAAAGAAUCCUGUUGACAUCUAUUUUUGCUACAUUAUAUUGGAAUUGAUUCCUAAAUUCUUUACAAAUUACAACUUGUGUGGCUUUUUUGUGUACUCCCCUGUUGUUUUAUGACUUCCUCUCCACCUUCUGGUUUCAGAAUGUGAGUAGCUGAAUGUCGUGCUGUUAAACUAGUCUUCCUAAUUCUCGAGUCUCUGUCUGGAGACUGGAGCCAUAUUGGUGUGUGAAUGCAGGUUGUAUUUCUUGAAUAUGUGCAGGUGUCUGUUUGUUUAAUACCCAUGCUGUCGGAGUGCGUCGACCUGCCCCAUGAUCUUGCUCUACAGAUAUGGUAUGUAUAAUUUAAGAGUAAAGAGAUGUCGAAAGUCAACAGCUUGUUUCUGGAGAAAGGGUUGUGGGAAUUUUGUAUUAUGUGAUGCAAACUUGCUAGGUGAGACGUACAAUUUAUUUGCAUUUCCAUCGGAGUGUAACUUCUCAGGUCUUAGAUUCAACCUUGACCUGGUUAAUUCCAUAAAGGAAGGUUCUUAUCAAAUGCCCGGAACUUCUCCAACUCAGAGUGGUCACUGGAUGGUCCUGAUUGAUGCAGCAAAAGGAAGUUCAACAUGCCCCCCUGAUUUGUCAAAAUACAAGGCAGACUUUGUUGUGGUCUCAUUUUAUAAGCUAUUUGGCUACCCAACUGGAAUUGGAGCUCUUAUUGCUCGAAACGGUAGACUUGUGUUUCUUCUCUGA